Molecule: messenger RNA, 877 nt
Organism: Antrostomus carolinensis (chuck-will's-widow)
Lineage: Eukaryota; Metazoa; Chordata; Aves; Caprimulgiformes; Caprimulgidae
Gene: SF3B4
Product: splicing factor 3b subunit 4
Exons: 3
Biological process (GO): positive regulation of mRNA splicing, via spliceosome
Cellular component (GO): U2 snRNP; precatalytic spliceosome; nucleolus
Molecular function (GO): RNA binding
Source: RefSeq, a predicted model, not a curated record
GGGUCUCCAGACGCGACGGUGUACGUCGGGGGGCUGGAUGAGAAGGUCAGCGAGCCGCUGCUCUGGGAGCUCUUUCUCCAGGCAGGACCCGUGGUCAAUACCCACAUGCCCAAGGAUCGAGUCACGGGCCAACACCAAGGCUAUGGAUUCGUGGAGUUCCUCAGCGAGGAAGACGCUGAUUACGCCAUCAAGAUCAUGAACAUGAUCAAACUGUACGGGAAACCCAUCCGAGUGAACAAAGCCUCUGCCCACAACAAGAACCUGGAUGUGGGAGCCAACAUCUUCAUCGGCAACCUGGACCCUGAAAUCGAUGAGAAGCUGUUGUACGACACCUUCAGCGCCUUCGGGGUCAUCCUCCAGACCCCCAAGAUCAUGCGAGACCCCGACACGGGGAACUCCAAGGGUUAUGCCUUCAUCAACUUCGCCAGCUUCGACGCCUCGGAUGCCGCCAUCGAGGCCAUGAACGGGCAGUACCUCUGCAACCGCCCCAUCACCGUCUCCUACGCCUUCAAGAAGGAUUCCAAAGGCGAGCGGCACGGCUCGGCCGCCGAGCGGCUCCUGGCAGCCCAGAACCCCCUCUCGCAGGCAGACCGACCCCAUCAGCUCUUCGCCGACGCUCCUCCUCCUCCAUCCGUCCCCACUCCUGUUGUCACCUCCCUAGGACCUGGUGUCACCCCUCCAGGCCUCCCACCCCCAGGAUCAUUCCCCCCACCAGUACCACCUCCCGGAGCGAUGCCCCCUGGCAUGCCUCCUGCCAUGCCACCCCCACCCAUGCCACCCGGGGCAGGUGCUCCUGGUCCCCCCUCCGGGGCUGCACCCACUGGGGGACACCCCCCUCACCCACACCCCUUCCCUCCAGGUGGGAUGCACCACCCAG